This is a messenger RNA of Pogona vitticeps (central bearded dragon), 982 nucleotides long. NCBI's taxonomy places the organism in Eukaryota, Metazoa, Chordata, Lepidosauria, Squamata, Agamidae. The record is from RefSeq and is a predicted model, not a curated record.
CCCGCCCCCCUCCUCUUUGCGGAGGCUCACCUCCGUUGCUGCUUUGAGGGACUAUGCCCCUGAAAGGAGGUUAAUGGCAUUUCUGAGCAUGCACAGAGUGCCCUCCCUACACUUCCAGAGAACUUCAGGCAUGCCUCACAGCCUUCCCUAACGCGUCUGCAAACAGGAGUGGGGGCAGAGGGGUGCCGCUGAUGGUCGAUGCAGAAGGGUCUACGCCAACAGGUCGUCCUGGCCGCAGAUGUCCUGAGGGAGACAGAAGCUGAGAACCAGGAGCAACGGGCAAGGAUGGGGCGCUUUGCGCAGGACGUGGCUGUUCUUGCCCACCAGUACGAGGAGGCGCAGUCGAAGGUUUGGAUUCUGUCUGAGGAGGCGAAGGGGCUGCGCACGGAGCUGGAGGAGGCGCAGUGUCUCUUGCGGGAGGCGCAACAGAAGCGGCAGGACCUGGAGGCGCGCUGGCUGCAGGAGAAGGCGCUAGAGGCCAAGCGGCUGAACUGGGCCAACGAGCGGGAAGAGAAGAGUCGGAAGAAGGUGAUGGACCUGUGUGCGAAGCUGGAGAGGAUGCGAGAAGCUGCUGGCGUGCUGCAGGAUGGGGGCAUGCCAGGGCCAGCCCCAGGAAUGGAUCACCCCGUGGCAUUCCCACAGGAAAGCAGGGACGGCUCCUGACGUGGCUGGACUUGCAAAGGCUUGGGGGCAGGGCCGCCUUUCUCUGCUGUGCACCCAGGCUUUUGACGCCUCCUCUGGCCUUGCAGGAACUGCACCCAAUGGGGGAGGGGUAUCUGCGGGCACCCCAAGGGCUGCACAUCCAAGCCGGCUUGUCCCUGUUUUACACCCAGGUCAACGUAAGCUUCCUUGCUCCAGUGGGGGGAACCUGCUGGCUGGGUGGCCAAGGGGGCCUACUAAGCUGGGGGGACUUGUUCAGAAAGAGGAUUGUGAGCGGUGCCCGUUCCCUCCCUUGCCCGCAGGCCGGUUGCGGCUCUGGGGG